Messenger RNA from Drosophila busckii, 2433 nucleotides. RefSeq names its product N-acetylgalactosaminyltransferase 7 (gene Pgant7). Gene Ontology annotation, cellular component: Golgi apparatus. Bases 497 to 2272 code for a protein of 591 amino acids. Lineage: Eukaryota; Metazoa; Arthropoda; Insecta; Diptera; Drosophilidae. The record is from RefSeq and is a predicted model, not a curated record. The transcript has 3 exons.
GCAUUGUAAUUGCAAACGGUGCGUACGCGCAACUUGCCCGAGUAAUUGUGAAACUUGCUUGACUAAUUAUUAUUAAACUGUAAACGCAUUGUGUGACUAUUAAAGUGUAUUUACGACUAUAACGUUUAUUUCACGACAUCGGCGAUUACCUUUCGAUCGUCGUUUUCUUAACAGCAGCUUACUUGGCUCUUGGUCAAAUACACCGAUUCCCAUACACUUACUUAGCCACAGAUACAAACACACACACACACACACACGCACACACUCGCAUACGUAAAGAAUUCAACGUCAUAGUUUAAAGCAAAAACUAAAAAAUAUUUUUCUGGCUGCUGUGGCCCCGUGUCUUGACUAAUUAUUUUCUGUGUGUGGCAUUUGCUUGCGAUUCUCUUGCUUGGCGGUAACGCUUUACAUUGAAGUCGCUGCUGUUGCGGCUGACACGUCAACGAAUCUAGAAUUUUAGGUAACAAAUACAGUAUUAAAACAAUAAGUUGUUGAGAUGCGUGUGAGUAACAUACGCAGCGGACGCAUUUGUCGCAUGGCCCUUUGCUUGCUGGUCAUAUUGCCGUUGUUAUAUCUAUUGGCCAACUGGAGCGAUCAUCAUAAGCGUGUGCAGGAGGCAUAUCAUUCCCGCUUUGGCGGACCCAAAUUCAGUCAUCAGCGGCUCGAAAGUCGGCCACGUGAAGUGCCCAAGCUGGUGGAGGGUUUGGGCAAUUUCGAGCCCAAAGAUCUAAAGCCACGUCACGGUCCUGGUGAGAAUGGUGAUGGGCAUGUGCUGUCGCCGGAUAAAAAGAAUGUGGCAGACGCUUCGGAAAUGGAGUACGGCAUGAAUAUCGCUUGCUCCGAUGAAAUAUCUAUGCAUCGUUCUGUGCGCGACACACGUCUGGAGGAAUGCAAGCACUGGGAUUAUCCCUAUGAUUUGCCCACAACGAGUGUCAUUAUUGUAUUCCAUAACGAAGGCUUCUCCGUUCUCAUGCGCACGGUGCACUCCGUUAUUGAUCGCUCACCGAAGCAUGUGCUCCACGAAAUUAUUCUCGUGGAUGACUACUCUGAUAAGGAGAAUCUGCGUACUAAACUGGAUGACUAUGUGCAGCAGUUCAAGGGUCUUGUGAAGAUUAUACGCAACAAGGAACGCGAGGGCUUGAUACGCACACGCUCCAGAGGGGCUAUGGAGGCCACAGGCGAGGUUAUAGUAUUUUUGGAUGCCCAUUGCGAAGUGAAUCUCAAUUGGCUGCCACCAUUAUUGGCGCCCAUAUAUCGCGAUCGCACUGUUAUGACUGUGCCCAUCAUAGAUGGAAUUGAUCACAAAACAUUCGAAUAUCGACCAGUAUACGGCAGCGAUAAUCAUUUUCGUGGCAUUUUUGAGUGGGGCAUGUUGUACAAGGAGAACGAAGUGCCACGUCGCGAGCAGCGUCGGCGCGCUCACAACUCGGAGCCGUAUCGCAGUCCCACGCAUGCAGGUGGACUCUUUGCCAUUAAUCGCGAGUAUUUCCUCGAGCUAGGCGCCUACGAUCCAGGUCUGCUCGUGUGGGGCGGCGAGAACUUUGAGCUGAGCUUCAAAAUCUGGCAAUGUGGCGGCAGCAUUGAAUGGGUACCCUGUUCACGCGUUGGCCAUGUUUAUCGUGGCUUUAUGCCCUACAACUUUGGCAAGCUGGCCAACAAAAAGAAGGGUCCAUUGAUAACCAUCAACUACAAGCGGGUUAUAGAAACUUGGUUUGACGAUACGCACAAGGAGUUCUUCUAUACGCGAGAGCCCCUAGCGCGUUAUUUGGACAUGGGCGACAUAAGCGAACAGCUCGCACUCAAGAAGCGGCUCAACUGCAAAUCAUUCCAAUGGUUUAUGGAUAAUAUAGCCUAUGAUGUAGUAGAUAAAUUUCCCGCGUUGCCAGCGAAUCUGCAUUGGGGCGAACUGCGCUCUGUGGCAUCUGAUGGCUGCUUGGACUCCAUGGGACAUCAGCCGCCUGCUAUAAUGGGUCUAUCCUAUUGCCAUGGCGGUGGUAAUAAUCAGCUGGUGCGUCUCAAUGCUGUGGGCCAGCUGGGCGUGGGUGAACGCUGCGUUGAGGCAGAUCGCCAGGGCAUCAAGUUGGCUGUUUGUCGCUUGGGCACCGUCGAUGGACCCUGGAACUACAACGAGCAUACCAAACAUUUGCUCCAUCGUGUGCAUAAGAAAUGCAUGGCCCUGCAUCCAUCAACGCAGCAACUAAGCCUGGCUCACUGUGAUGUGAAUGAUGGCUACCAGAAGUGGCUAUUCAAGGAAAUUCGUCCGCAUUGGUAGAUGUGUUACCAGCAGUAACUAAUGCAAAUGGUUUCAGCGAGCAUGUUUUUUUUUAGACGAAAUGAACAUUUUUAGCGUAAAUGCAGUAAUGUAAACAAAAUUUAGACAUGGCAUUGUUGUUGGUUUUGUCACGUGUAUAUUUUGGUAAAAAGAAAACAAAA